Messenger RNA from Camellia sinensis, 1899 nucleotides. Lineage: Eukaryota; Viridiplantae; Streptophyta; Magnoliopsida; Ericales; Theaceae. The record is from RefSeq and is a predicted model, not a curated record.
AUGGAUUGCACAUAUAAAACCAACAGAUAUCGGCUUCCUCUUCUUGAAAUUGUGGGAGUGACAUCAACUGAAAUGACAUUCUCUGUAGCUUUUGCAUACUUACAGUAUAAGAGGGCUGAUAACUAUGCGUGGGUGUUAGCUACAUUACGUGAUGUCAUGGAUGGGUUUGUUGUGCCAACAGUUAUUGUUACUGACAGAGAGCUAGCCUUGAUGAAUGCCAUACAGAAGAUAUUCCCAAGUGGCAAACAUUUAUUAUGUCAUUGGCAUAUCAGUAAGAAUGUGUUGACCAAAUGCAAGAAAAUGUUUGAGACACAGCAAAAAUGGGAGAAGUUCAACCAUGAGUGGAACUCUGUAGUGUAUUCAUCUUCUGAAAUUCAAUACGAGGAGCGUCUUAAAUCAUUACUUAAGGAAUUCAGUAGUUAUCCUGAUGCAGUCAAAUAUGUCAUGGAUACUUGGUUGGUUCCUUACAAGGACAAAUUUGUGGCGGCAUGGACAGACACGUGUAUGCAUUGUGGCAAUGUUACAACGAACCGGGCUGAGAGUGCACAUGCAAAACUUAAAAGACAAUUGGGUUCAUGUCAAGUCUCAUUUCAGGCAUCAUUUGAGAAAAUACACAGUCUGCUUGAGUUGCAACACACUGAUAUCAAGGCUUCAUUUGAGAAAAGUCUAACUGUUGUGCAACAUCAAUUUAAACCUUCUCAAUUCAGGGAGCUACGGGGGAAUGUGUCUAUCUCUGCAUUGGAGUAUUUGCUUGUCGAGAGUAAGAGAGCCAAUUCCAUUGGUAUUGAUGUUGAAGCUUGUGGAUGCGUCCUUCGCCACACUCAUGGUUUACCUUGCGCCCAUGAGAUUGCUGACUACAUCAGACAAGAUCGUCCUAUACCACUUGCUACCAUACACUCACAGUGGAGGCAACUUCAUAUCUCCAUAUGCAAGAAAGAAGAGGAAACAGAGGUGACUUGUCAUGCAGAAGUAGAGUUGUUUCUCAACAAGUUUAAUGAAAGUGAUAGAACCAUGCAAUUGGAGCUUUUGAAGAAGUUGAAAGAGAUUGUAUAUCCGGAAAGCACUUUUCUUGUUGAGCCGGAGGUGAAGCCCAAAACACGUCCUCGGGAUCAUAAGAAGAUCAAUGUUUCUACCCGUCGUGACCCGUGUGCAUUUGAGUUAGUGCAAUCUGGACAUGAUUCCUUCUCACCUAGGGACACUCAAAUCACUACAUUAGCUUCUACUCUACAAACCAAGAAGAAGCGACCUUUUGUCAAGGAUGUAGCUGCAGAUGGGAAUUGUGGUUUCAAGGCUAUAGCUGCUUCAAUUGGUCAUACAGAAGAUGAUUGGGCUCAGGUUAGGCGUGACCUAUUGGGUGAGCUGCACACACACAAAGAGGAAUACAUUACACUUUAUGGGUCCUAUGAAAGGUUUGAAGAAUUGACAAGCAUAUUGUCAUACUUUGAAGACAAUCCUGGAUACUCACAUUGGAUGACUAUGCCAGACAUGGGCCAUCUUGUUGCAUCGUGCUACAAUCUUGUGUUAUACCACUUGUCUUUACAGCAAUGUCUCACAUUUUUACCUCUUAGAACCGUGCCAGUACCUCAACUUGAUAGACGUGAGAUUGCCAUUGGGUUUGUCAACGGAAAUCAUUUCGUGCAGGUUUUGUUGCAGCCAGGCCAUCCAGUUCCUCCUAUUGCCACUAAUUGGAGAAAAUACCGUCACCCUUGCGCUGUGGACUGGGAUGAUGCAUAUGUGCGUCGCAUUCAACAUUUCAAGGACAUUAUUCAUGAUAAUGUAGCUACUCGAGAGACUUUUGAUGUUGUUGAUGUCGCAUGACACAUGUAUGCAUUUGACAAUGUUACAAUUAUGGAAGAAAUUAAUGGAUGUGUUUUUGAUGUUGAUGUGUUAUGUUUUGCA